Molecule: messenger RNA, 2867 nt
Organism: Syzygium oleosum
Lineage: Eukaryota; Viridiplantae; Streptophyta; Magnoliopsida; Myrtales; Myrtaceae
Exons: 8
Coding region: 469-2166 (565 amino acids)
Biological process (GO): metal ion transport; transmembrane transport
Cellular component (GO): membrane
Molecular function (GO): metal ion transmembrane transporter activity
Source: RefSeq, a predicted model, not a curated record
AAGGGAUAGAUCCUCGAACGUGACGCACGCCUAUGUUCCAUGCCCUCAAGGGCGAAGCUAACGAACGAUUCUUUUGUCUGCUAGCGCGGACUGUACUUGAUAGGGAGAGAUGACAGUGUCGCUGUUCCCUCCACAUCCACUCACUGGCAACUGUAAAAUCGUCGCCAAACGUCGUCAUCCGUUCGCUGAGCUCCCUCUUGUCUUUGAAGAAAACCUUCCAUCCGCACAGUGCGGAUUCUUUGCGGUCGUUCUUCUCGUGGGCGUCGAAUAAAGCGUCGUUUUUGGACUUUACCCUGCUGGUGCUGUCCUUUCGGGGCAACUGGGUCGACAUUUUGCGUAGCUUCGAAGCUAUCGAGCUGCGUUGUUGAUCUUUGCUUAGUUGGGUGUUCGUUUUGGGAAUUAGCUUCGGCGUUGGUUCGGAUGUUGUGAUUGAUUGCGCCGCUGAAGUAGCUGUCGUUGUCAGUGCCGAUGGAACAGAGGAGGGGCGGCGAUUCGGCCGAUGACCAGUCGGUUUCUCGCGGCGAUAAAGCGAAGAGACCCGACAGUCGCGGAGGGUUUUCUGGUAGGGACACCGCUCCCGGGAGUGAUCUCUGGAAGGAUGGGCUCAUCUGUGCUUUUGAAUUUGUUAGGGGGCGUAAAAGAUCGGGUGAUUUUUCCAAGUCCGGCUCGAAAUUGCCGAGCAGGGCGGCGACCAAAGUCGAUCACUCGAAGGCGCGGGCCGGUACGAAUGGUGGUGUGGUUGAGGCAUUUCCUCAAGCAGUGAGUAGAAAAUGUGACGCUGAGGUUGCUGGUGGUGAUGAUUAUGGCGAGAGCCCAGUUCAUGAGCUAGGCCAGUUUCGCAGUGUUGAUAGGUUGGAGGGUAGUCACUGGGUACCAAUUGGGUGGGAAAGGAUCUCGGCUCUCGCCCAAACCGUGCAAGUAGAUGCCGGUUGGGGGAUGCAGCUAGAAUUAAUGGAUGACAGUGAGGACCUGACGGCCGCGGAUAUGGCAGCUCCUUACUGGGAGAGGCCCGCGGGGCCGGUAUGGUGGUGUCAUUUCUCGGCAGGUCAUCCCGCUGUGGAAGCAUGGCUCAGUAAUGCUCAGUGGUUGCAUCCGGCCGUCAGUUUGGCUCUACGGGAUGAAGGUCGGCUCAUAAGCGAGCGCAUGAAACAUCUUCUUUAUGAGGUCCCAGUUAGAGUAGCUGGAGGACUGUUAUUUGAGCUCCUUGGACAAUCAGCUGGUGAUCCAUUUGUCAAUGAGGAUGACACCCCGAUUGUGCUACGGUCUUGGCAAGCACAGAACUUCCUGAUAACUGUACUACACAUAAAGGGGCCCGUGAAAACCAUGAACGUGCUGGGCAUAACUGAGGUUCAGGAGCUUCUUCUUGCUGGUGGUUAUAAUGUCCCAAGAACAGUGCAUGAAGUCAUAGCACAUUUAGCUUGCCGCCUUUCUCGAUGGGAUGACAGGUUAUUCCGGAAGUCAAUUUUUGGGGAAGCUGAUGAGGUUGAACUUAAGUUUAUGAACAGGAGAAACCAUGAGGACUUGAAUCUUUUUACUAUAAUUCUAAACCAAGAAAUCAGAAGGUUGUCCAGACAGGUCAUAAGAGUGAAAUGGUCACUUCAUGCAAGAGAAGAGAUCAUGUUUGAGCUGCUCCAACAUUUAAAGGGUAAUACGACUAGAAUUUUGUUGGAGGGAAUUAACAAGAGCACCCGGCAAAUGAUCGACGAGCAAGAAGCUGUCCGUGGUCGCUUGUUCACCAUUCAAGAUGUAAUGCAGAGCACUGUCCGUGCAUGGUUGCAGGAUAGAAGCCUUAAAAUAACUCAUAAUUUGACUGUUUUUGGAGGCUGCGGGGUUGUUCUUACGAUCAUAACCGGCCUUUUUGGUAUUAAUGUCGAUGGGAUCCCUGGAGGAAGCAACACACCAUAUGCAUUUGGUCUGUUUUCAGCUCUUCUCGUCUUUUUGGGGAUCGUGUUGAUUGUAGUUGGCUUGCUUUACCUCGGGUUGAAAGCACCAGUGACCGACAAGCAAGUUGAAGUCAGGAAGUUGGAGUUGCAAGAGCUGGUAAAGAUGUUCCAGCACGAGGCGGAAACACAUGCUCAAGUUCGUAAACCGCUUUCUCGAAGUAACUUGACACCCACAGCUGGAGACAUGUUGCCCGGCGAUGCCGAUUAUUUACUCAUCCAGUAAACUUAGUAAUUACAGCACCUGAACUUUUUCCGUUUUCUAUUUUAGUUUCGUUACCGAGUACAUCUGGACAAUCCAGGGUGGCUUAGGACAAUUGCAAACAUAGGUAUCGAACGCUGUAUUCCAAAGUUAGACAGAAGGAUACGAAUGAGAUGCAGUGUAGCAGUAAGGUUCGCAAAGAUGGGAACCCCAGAUGAAGGCACAAGACUACAAGGACUCAUACUAGGGAGGAGAGAAUGUCUAAAACUUAUCCUUCCUCUUGCUUGGGAUAAACACACAGCAAACUAACGACGCCCAUUUAUUGUCUGCUACGCAUUGCAGAAGAAGAGGGCGAAACUUAGUCCGAGUAUUCAGGUUGUGAUCACCUUGGGAGGAUACUUUUAAAAUUUUUGUUCUUGAAAGCGCGGCGAGAAGCGUUCAUUUCACUGUCCUAACCGUCUUCAUCAUCAGCAAUGUUGUGAGUACUAGGGACACAUUACUAUGGGCAGAUGAGUUGUAUUAGUUUGAGACCUCGAACUGAAGAAUGAGUCCGUAAAAGACUAUAGCAUUUUCUGUUACCAUGUCGAACGAGAGUUGGUAAUUUUGGAUAGAAGUUAGUAACUUUUUUUUUUUCCGGUUGGUAAGUUGUCAUAAAUGUUAGUGAAGUAUAGGAAAAGUUGGUAGUUUUGGAACGGUCAAAUAAAAGUCGGUAAGUAAUUCAAAUA